AUUUACCCUGGGCAACUCUUCAAAAAAUGUCAUAUAAAUUACCAAAUUCAAUCCCCGAUUUUCCUACAUAUGGAUUGCUUCCUAAGGAGGAAACUGAAGCUGCAUCAUUUUUGAAAAAACAUCCUGAACAUGAUGGUCGUGACAUUACUAUUGCUAUAUUAGACACAGGAGUCGAUCCUGGUGCCGCUGGUUUACAGACUACUACCGAAGGAAAACCAAAAAUUAUUGAUAUCGUUGAUUGUAGCGGUUCUGGCGAUGUAACAACAAAAAUUAUUGUAAAACCUGUUAUCAAAGAAGAUGGAAAUGAGACUUUACAUACAAUUCAAGGCUUAACUGGCCGUACUCUUAUAAUUGAUCCAAGUUGGAAUAAUCCUUCAGGAGAAUUUCGUGUUGGUAUUAAGAGAUUAUAUGAGCUAUUUCCAAAAAAUCUGGCUAAAAGGCUUCAACAGGAACAUAAAGAAAACUUUGUAAAUGAACAUCAUCGGCUUCAAGCCGAAGCACAACAAAAUCUCUCUACUUGGGAAGAAUCUCAUUCUGCUUCUUCGAAUCUAUCAGAAAGUGAUCAUGCUACCAAAGCUGAUCUUGAAGCAAGGCUAGAAGUGUUAAAAAAUAUGUUAAAAAGUUAUGAUGAUCCCGGUAUACUUUUAGAUGUGGUUGUAUUCUUUGAUGGAAGUGAUUGGAGAGUUGUUAUUGAUGUUGAUGAAAGUUGUGACCUGAGAGGCGCUCCACUUUUGACUGAUUACAGAAAAGAACGACAAUAUCACACUUUCAGCAAAGAAGAUAAGAUGAAUUUUUCUGUUAACAUUUAUGAUGAAGGCAAUACUGUCAGUAUCGUUACAACGUCUCAUUCUCACGGAACCCAUGUUGCUGCUAUUUCUGCAGCAUAUCAUCCAGAUGAGCCUAUUCUUAACGGGGUUGCUCCAGGCGCUCAAAUUAUUUCACUUAAAAUUGGCGACACCCGAUUAGAUGGUAUGGAAACUGGUGCUGCACUGGCAAGGGCUUCCAUAUCACUCGUAGAAACUAAAUGUGAUCUUGCUAAUAUGAGUUUUGGUGAAGCAACUUCUGUACCUGAUUAUGGUCAUUUCAUUAAAUUGAUUCGCGAUGAAGUUAUUGGAAAGUAUGGUUGUAUUUUCAUAAGUAGCGCUGGAAAUAGUGGUCCUGCUUUAAGCACAAAUGGUGCACCUGGUGGUACUUCUAGUGAUAUUAUUGGGGUUGGUGCCUAUGUUAGUCAUUCAAUGAUUCAAGCUGAAUAUGCACUUCUUGAGUCGGUUCCUGAACGCGCAUACACGUGGUCUUCUCAAGGCCCUAAUGCUGAUGGUGAUAUUGCAUUACUUUUAUCAGGUCUUAAGGCUGAAAAUAGAAAAUAUUCGCCUUAUAUGAUUAAAAAUGCACUUGUUAAUAGUUCGAAACAAAUAAAUGAAAAUUUUGGUGUUGGACUUUUACAAGUUGAAAAGACAUGGGAUUAUCUUGAAAAAUUUUAUGAAGUUCCAGAUAAAGAUGUUGUUUAUGAGGUCAAAAUUUCAAACACACCAAGAAGUAAGCGCGGUAUAUACUUGAGAGAAUCAUACGAGACUUCAAGUCCGCAAACUAUUAAUGUCUUUAUUAGUCCUAAAUUUAUGAAAGAGAUUGACCCAACUUCUGGAGAAAAUAACCAAAAGAAAUUUGAGCUCGAAAGAAGAUUGGCUUUAAUUAGUACACAAACCUGGGUUAGAACAACUGAUUUCUUGUUUUUAGGUAGUAAAGGUAGAUCAUUUGAUGUAAAAGUCGAUCCAACUAAUUUAGCACCUGGUGGAUUACAUUUUGCUGAAGUUCAAGGUUAUGAUACAACUUGCCCAGAACGAGGUCCUCUGUUUCGAGUACCUGUUACUAUUACAAAGCCAAGUAUUUUAACUAACGGAUCUAAAGUUUGUUUUGACAAAUUAACUUUUGGUCCUGGUCAUAUUGAAAGAAGGUUUAUCAAGGUUCCUGAUGGUGCUACAUACGCAGAUGUAACGCUUAAAUUUGUUACAAAUAAAGCUACUUCACCUGGAUUUUUCUGGUUACAUAUGAUACAAUUAUUGCCAUUGAGACGGUUCACACAUCAAGAACGUGAAUAUACAUUUUAUUUUGCUAAAGGAAGUUAUGGUGAUGGUAGUGGGGAUGAACAAAUUGAAAAAAAAAGUUUUGCUGUUUGUGGUGGUGUAACUAUGGAGAUUUGUGUGGCACAAUUUUGGUCUAGUAUUGGAAAUCACGAUAUAUCAUUAGAAUUUGUUUUCCAUGGUAUUCAAAUUUCAAACAAUGCCAUAAGUGGAAAUAAAAGUGUUUUUAUCAACGGUGGGAAUCCUUUUACUCGUUUGGAUAUUAUCGCACCUGUUAGACGAGAAGAAGGGAUUAAUCCUUCUAUCCAGUUAGAGACCAUCCGUAAAGAAAUUCGACCAACAGAAUCAACCUUAAAACCACUUGGUAUAGAUCGUGAUGUUCUUCCAGAUUCUCGAAGAGCACAUGCUUUAACCUUAACUUAUAAAUUCUCUACGACUGAAAAGAAUUUGUCUGUUACACCAAGAUUUCCUGCAUUCUUUGAUUUACUGUAUGAUUCUUACUUUGAAGAUUUCUUUGCAAUGUUAUAUGAUGCAAAUAAAAAAGUUAUCGGCUAUUUAGAUAUUUAUGCCAAGACUUUUAAACUAGAAUUUAAAGGAGAUUAUAUCAUUCGUGCACAAGUUCGUCACCAAUCACAAGAAUUAUUAGAGAAAUUGAAUAACACCGUAUGCUUUUUAGAUUAUAAUUUAAGCAAAAAGGUUAAUUUGGAUGUAUUUGGUCAAAUACAUGAUGUUUUCACUGCUGAAAAAUCAACGGGUGUAAAAAAUUACUUGGAAAAAGGUGAAAGGCAAGCACUAUUCAUUGCAUCACCCAAUGAUUAUUCUGUUUAUCCAAAGGAUAGUAAACCUGGUGAUUUAUUAAUAGGACGUUUGAAUUUGGUAAACAACUCUAAGAUUGAUGGUGGACAAUAUUUAAUCAGUUUAUUGAUUCCACCCGCUCCUGCCAAAUCUAAAGAUUCUUCCAAUGGUGGAGGUGAAGAUGGAAAAGGCCUGGCGCCUACUAGUAACUCAGGUGGUCCAUCUGAAUCUAUAGAAAAAAAAGAUGAAAAAAUCAAUGAUGAACUUUCGGAAGCAAUUCGAGAUUUACAAAUUUCUUAUUUGAAAAAGUUUCCUACGGAAUCAACGGCAAGAGGAGAUUUAUUUUCAGAAUUGGAAGAUCAUUAUCCUUCACAUUUACCAAUUUUACAAACUAAAUUAGAGUUACUUCUUGAAUCACCUGGAAUUUGUGGUAAUAAAGAAAAUUUAUCACCAGAAACAGCGAAUAAAAUCUUGGAAAUUUCUGAUGAAUUAUUAAAAAAGAUUGAUUUAGUAGAAUUGGCUCAAUAUUAUGGUGUUAAACAAGAUACAAGUCUUAAUGAAGCCGCAAAAAAGAAGAAAAAAGAGAAUGAUGAUAAGAAGAAAGCUGUCAUAUUAGCUUUAGGUUCUAAAAUCCAAGCUUUGGCUAUUAUUGCGUCAACUAGUUCUUCAAGUGAUAAUUUAUCAACGCAACUUGAAGAAACUUGGAAGCAACUUGCUCAAUGGUUGGAUUCUACACCACCUGUAACAGACUUUAAGCAGUUACAAAUUUAUCUUAUACGUGAAAGAAGAGAAAAACGUUAUGGAAAUGCCCUCAAGGCACUUGGAAAAUGGCUUGGAGAAACUGGUUUGGGUAAUGAUAAUAUUAAAGAUUACGAGAAAGCUUUGAAAUUAAAGAUUGAAUUGUUGAAAGAAAUUGAAUGGAAAAAUUGGGAGAAAUAUGAAGAAAAAUGGAAGAUCAUUAGAAUUCCACCUUGCGGUUAUGUGCCUUUUUAA
Messenger RNA from Racocetra persica, 3866 nucleotides. The record is from the annotation of a GenBank genome assembly. Lineage: Eukaryota; Fungi; Glomeromycota; Glomeromycetes; Diversisporales; Gigasporaceae.